AUGGGCAAAAUCACCCCCGCCCGAGUCGUGGUUGCCGGUCUCGGCAAUGCGGAUGAAUUCGAUGCCGAGGCGGUGCGCAGCGUAUCCUCAGAGGUCUUGCGCUACCUCAGGCGUCGGGGAGUCGAUCAGGCCGUGACCAUAGCUCACGGGGCCGGAAUCGGCGGCCUUUCUCCGGAUGAGUCAGGUCAGGCCAUGGCGGAAGGGUCAUUGCUGGGCCUGUACCGCUUCGAUCGUUAUUACACCAAUGGUGGGGACGCGGACGAAGAUUUCGAGGAGUUAACCAUCGCCGAAUUGGAUGAGGCCCGCGCUGAUGCCAUUCGUCGCGGAGUCUCGAAAGGGCGAUCCAUGGCAGAGGCCACGAUGAUCGCGCGAAACCUUGUCAACGAACCAGCUAACAUCAUGACCCCAACGUCCAUGGCGAAGGUCGCCCACGAGGUGGCGGAGGCGAACAGCCUCGGAUUUGAGGUCCUGAACAACGACGAUAUGCUGGAGAAAGGCAUGGGCGCAUUCAUGGGAGUGGCCCAGGGCUCCGACGAACCGGCCAAGCUGAUAAUCCUGACCUACGAGGGAGAUCCCGAAAACCCCGGCAACAACCUGGGCCUGAUCGGCAAGGGCAUCACCUUCGACACGGGAGGUAUCUCUCUCAAGCCCGCGGCGGGAAUGGAGUCCAUGAAGGGAGACAUGGCCGGUGGAGCUUCCGUCAUUGCUGCGAUGCAGAUCAUUGCGCAGCUCAGGCCGCGCAUCAACGUUACCGGCAUGGUCGCUGCCACUGAAAACAUGCCCGGUGGCUCAGCCCAGCGCCCCGGCGACGUGGUCACCGCCAUGAACGGCAAGACCAUCGAGAUAAUCAACACCGACGCCGAGGGCCGCCUGGUGCUGGCCGACGCGCUGUGCCUGGCCCGCGAACGCGGCAUCACCCGGCUCGUCGACAUCGCCACGUUGACUGGAGCCAUGGUCACUACUCUGGGAAAGGCCUGCACCGGCGCCAUGGGCAACGACGACGGGCUUAUUGGCGAUGUUAUCAGCGCAGGGAAAACAGACAGGCGAAAAAUUCUGGCAGCUGCCGAUGUUCGAUGA
Molecule: messenger RNA, 1077 nt
Organism: Geodia barretti
Lineage: Eukaryota; Metazoa; Porifera; Demospongiae; Tetractinellida; Geodiidae
Source: the annotation of a GenBank genome assembly